Linum trigynum is the source of this 534-nucleotide messenger RNA. The record is from the annotation of a GenBank genome assembly. NCBI's taxonomy places the organism in Eukaryota, Viridiplantae, Streptophyta, Magnoliopsida, Malpighiales, Linaceae.
AUGCUUUCUCCUUCGUCUCUCCGAUCUCGCCCUUGGUCCGUGCGUCGGGGGAAAUCUGGAAACAAAGGUACGGUUCCUAAGCAAGGAUUCAUGGGGAAGGAGCAGGAGUGCCAUAGAAGCUGCAAUGCCACUGCCUGCAACAAAAGACUGAAGUUUCCAUGCCACUGCCAUGGGUUUAGCAGUACCACUUCAUCAUCACAGCACCCUUAUGGCAGUGGGAGCUCCCACUGGCAACAGCUCCAUUUCAGACACCACAGCCUCAUCGUCGCCCACGUUCAAUUAAAAGCAGUAGGAUCUCAAGAGGAGCUUCAUGAUUUAAUGCAGCUGCUCAAGGAGUACAAAGGCAAGCUAGCCAAAGUUGCAGGAAGCAACAGUCCUCCAAGGCAGUUCUACGUUUAUGCCCUCUAUGGCUUCGUCCGAGCUCAGGUCUUUCAGGCUGAUAAUCUAGGGUUAGGAAACCAGAUUAUUGUAAAGAUAUGGGGGAAUGAAAUUGUGGUUCCAAAGAGCUUGAAACUGGGAGGACUGUUGCUUUGA